Darwinula stevensoni is the source of this 5027-nucleotide messenger RNA. The record is from the annotation of a GenBank genome assembly. Lineage: Eukaryota; Metazoa; Arthropoda; Ostracoda; Podocopida; Darwinulidae.
AGGUCUGCCUGGCAACUGAGGGUGUGGAAUUGAGUGGAUGCUAAGGAUCCCAUCCUAUAAUGUCAAAGAGGCGUCCAUCUUCUCAGCUGAAUCAUGAUAAUUGGGAUCAGGAAGAGGAGCCUGAAGAAAUAGGACAAUACACACCUCUGAGUGUCAAGGAAUUGCAGGCUAGUGGACGAGUUGUGAAAAGGGCGAAAAGAAGGCUCAAGGGCCCCGAUUCAUCUGAGCAUUUCGACAAUGACAUCCCCCGUCCAAAUCCCUUUGCGGGCUUUGCUGGUUUCUCCUCUAUCACAGCUGAGAAUCGUCCAAGUUUUGAUUUCUUUGGAAAGUCAGAACCUCUGGGAGAAGGUGAAGGACAAGGAAGAUUUGGACAAAUAGGAGGAUCAAGAGGAUUAGGAGGUGUGAGUGAUUCUGCUAGAAAUGAAAAGAAGCAUACGGUUGUUUCAUUAGCAUCCUUUGGAAAUAACAGUGGAAUCUCAAGUUCCAAGGCUUCUUCAUCUUUGAUUGAUGGCAAGAGCUUCAAAAGUUCUGUCAAUGUAGGUGCUUUGGGCUCAACUUUUAUGCAGACUUCUGCUUCAUUGAUUCCCAAGCCCUCUACAAGCUUGUCAACCACAAAGUUGGAUUUCAGUCAGUCAGGGAUGACAACAAGGACAAUUUUGAGUCAGUCUGGCUCAAAGCCCUCCAACAAGGCUGAAGAUUUUCCAUUGCCUCCUAUCAUCCCUAUUCCUGUAUCAGGGAGUCACCUCACAGCAGACAGAGAUGACAAAUGCACCACUCAUGAUGAGAGUAAUGCAGAUGUCUCAAUAAAGCGAUCUAAAAUGGGAGGAAAACUCCCUCGUAUUAUGCUCCCUGAAGAAUCAGCUAUGGAGAGUAGCAGUAGCAGCAGGCAAGAGAGCCCUGACGAGAUGUCACAUUAUAAAAGAGAGCAACGGUACAAAAAAAGGGUGAAGAGCCUGAAUGCCAGCUUCUUGAAAUGGAUCUCACCCUACAUGGAGAAAUUCCCCUGCUGCAUCCUAUCACCUGUCUUUGAUAGCUACAAUCGCCAUCUGCGGGAAAUUGAGGAGGCAUUCCCUGAAUUCAGCACUUCACGAAUAUGGGAAAAAGAAAUGUCAACCAGCUUGCAAGCCAGAAGUACUCCUUGUCCAGAAACUCCUUCAAAUAAUGCAAAUCAUCCAAAAGAGAAGCCAUCAUCAACUGAGAUGCCUGUAAUUGUUUCAGUUGAGAGUCUGACUCAGAAGAAAGCAAGUCAGGCACGAGACCCAAGCCUCUCUAAGCCAACUGAAUCCAAACUUUCUAAUGAAGGAGGAAGCAGUGCUUCACCUGAGUACAGUUUUCACUCUGUUCCAACAACUAAGGUCCCAUUCAGUUUUGAGACUGCAAAAGCUGACACAAAACUUCUAUUCUCAUUUGGCAGCUCACCUGCUCCUAGUUCUGCCAGGAAGGCACUGUACCAGUUUGGCAGCAGCUCUACGAAAUCUGCAGAAUUAAGCUCUCCUGUCUCUGAAUCUUCUCAAGUGAAUAACAUUUCUCAACCAACUAACAAGCUGCCUCCUUUUUCAUUUGCUCCUGCAAAACCAACAGCACCUAUGACUGCAAUUGUAGCAGAGAAGACAAGCAGAAAUGAGGGAAAUAGCAAACCACCUGCAUUCUUCACACUAGGGUCAUCUGAUAAGCCACCAGAGGUGAAGGGUGACGCACCAUUCAUGAAAGAGGCAGAGGGGAAGUCAAUGUCUAAGAUUCCGGUGCCAGAAUUUGCUGGAGAGAAGAAGGGAUUUCCUUUCCCACUAACCUCUUUGAGUGGAAAGCCUCAGUUAUCAUUUGGAACUGGAUCAUCUGCCACUGUGACAACUUCUAGUGAGAGGCCAGUGUUCUCCUUUGGGAAGCCUUCCUCAGCUUCCACAGCUUUGAAUGCCAAGCCUUCAGAAAGUCAUGGGACAGUGAAUACUCAGCCAUUAAUAUCUUUCAGACCAAAUCCAACUGUGACCAUAUCAGGUGACAAGGCCACAUUAUCUUCUGAGCCUGUGACUGUUUCGGCCUCAAGUGACAAGCCAUUCUUCACCUUUGGAUCAUCAACAGUGGUCACAACUUCUAGUGAGAAGCCCUCAUUUUCCUUUGGUACUGGGGCAUCAACAACAUUUGGAAGUGCCAAACCUGGUCUAAGCAUGGGAGGUGCUGGGAUCUUUGGGGCUCCUUCAAGUGUAGGUUUCCCAUCCACUGGUCCCUUUGGAAGCAGUAAGGGAUCUACUGUAGAGACUACUGGGUUCAGAUUCUUUGGUUCCUCCAAGCCUACAGAUUCCUCUUCAGGAAAUCCCCCUACCUUAGAUGGACCAGCAGGUGCAAAUCACAAGAGUGGAGUGACAAACGAGGGAACAGGAGAUGAUGAAAACUACGAACCACCAAAACCAGAUGUGCAUGAGGUGGUGGAGUCAGAUGCUUUCUUCUCCAAGAAGUGCAAACUGUUCUACAAGAAGGAUGAGCAGUUCAAGAACAAAGGUGUGGGGAUGCUGCAUCUGAAGCGUUUGGAAGAUGAGAAGGUCCAGCUACUUGUGAGAGCUGACACGAACCUUGGGAACAUCCUGCUCAACAUCAGAGUGGAUGAUUCCAUGACGUUCAAGAAAUUCAAGAAUAACAAUGUCUUAAUCAUUUGUGUUCCCAAUCCUCCAUUGAGUCCCAACCCCAGCAACAAACCAGUGUCGUUCCUUGUCCGUGUGAAGUCUGAGGUCGAUGCUGAGGAACUUGUUGACAUGCUUGAAAAGUCCCGAAAUUCUACCAUGGAGGAUGAAGACCAGUGUGAAGAGAAGCCAGAAGUACCAGAGUUUCGACUGGAAUUGUUUGGUCUUCACCGAGUAGGAGAACCACCUCCCAAUCCCAAAUCUCAGGUCCCCUUGAAUCGUCGUGGAACGAGAAGCCUCUUCACCAACUCCUCACCAAGAAAACGAAUAUUACCUGACCUGGAUGCCUGCAGUGAUAGAAGGGUUAUUCAGAACAUUGGAAGUAGAUUGAGGAACCUGCUAAAGCUUCCUAAAGCUCAUAGAUGGGUUUACUUUGAAUGGUUUUACAGCAACAUUGAUGAGACCCUCUUCUCAGGAGAGAAUGAUUUCCAGAUAUGUCUAAGAGAAUCCUUUCCUGCCCUAAAGACUCGGCUGCUAACACGAGUUGAAUGGUGCAAGAUCAAACGGAUGAUGGGGAAGCCAAGAAGGUGCUCCCAGGCAUUCUUCAAAGAAGAAAGAGACUUCUUGUCUCGAAAGAGAGCUAAACUUCGUCAGUUGCAGCAGGGAGAAUUGUGGGAUAUUGACAAAGUGAGAGAUCAGCUUCCGGAUGAAAUCCCUCUGCCACUUACUGUUGGUCAGUCGGUGACAGCAAGGCUGCGGAAGCCCAUCAAUGAUGGCCUCUUUACUGGCACUGUCCAGGCUGUGGACACAUUCAAUAACACCUAUCGGAUUUCAUUUGAUCGAGCAGACAUUGGAACCCAUUCUGUCCCUGACUAUGAAGUCAUGUCCAAUGGCUUGGUGGAGACAAUCACUUUCAAUAGCUUCAUUGCCAACAUGCGAGUCCAGCACAAAUCACCAUGGUGGACACCUGUGAAACAUGGUCAACACAUGGCAGGCACCUCCUUGACUCCUGGUGCCUCUGUUGAUGGUUCUCCUCAACUUGCCAAUGACCCCAUUUUGGGCAAUUCCUCCAUUCCCCUGAAAGCCAGACUACUGGAAGGAAGUCUUGGCUUCCCUGUCUGCUUCCUUGUUCACAUUGUGAGACUUCAGAAGAUUUUGGCUCUGAAGAAGGAAAAAGUGGGAGUUCUGAAGACAAUGAACACAGAAGCAGAGAAGUGUCGUUCUUAUGGAUACCAAGUGUCCCGUGACUUCAAGAGACGAUAUGCCACUGUCGUUCUGGACCUAGAGAAACUCAACAAAGAUCUGAAUCGCUUCCUACUUGAGGUCCAGGAAUUCUGUCAGGAGUGGGCUCCUGAGCACUUUCAUUCUGCACCAUCAAGUCAUUUCAAGGAACUUUGCAAUGAUCAGGCCCGCCUUUUAGUCACAUCAUACAACAAUCGAGGAGAGUCAUCUGCCACCUCACAUGUGAAGAAACAGGAAGCCCUGGAUCUCAUCAUUGGCCUCACUUCUCUUCUCAUUCAAGUCAAGUCUCUGGCAGAGAAUGACAUGAAUUCAUAUGAGCUUGGAAGCCUGACUGACACAAUGGAGGACCUGCAGAAAGAACUGCAUGAGGAAAAUUCGAAAAAAUUCCAGGAUGAGGUUGAAGUUCACCUGAGACACUUCCAGGCUGGCCUGGCUCAUACAACUCGACAGAGAUCUAAACAGACGGUCAAGGCCUAUGAUGUGAGUGACAGCGAGAUGCUAGAUCGUUUAAGCAUAUACAGUGAUCAGUGCAGCCCCGGCCGUGAGGAUAAGAUCGAAAGGUGUGACCGAGACGAGAAAUGUACGUCCGUGGCCAAGCUCACCGAGCGAUUCGAGCAAAUCGGCCUGGCCGAUACGUACAAAAACAACGACAUCGGUACGGAUGUUUCCAAGCCCUCGCCGAACCCCCCGCCUAGACGAAGCAAGGCGUGGAGACGAGAGAAUGGGGAAGGUCAAAGCAACAACGACGGAAGUACUUUCAUCGAGGAACUCAUCCUCAACAGUCCCCUUCCCGAAGGACCCCCGCCGAAGAAACCCCCGAGGACUUUCCAAUACGAAAAGAGGUUUGCGUCAUCGGAACCGGAAGAGAACGGUGGGUUCGAGAGGAAGGGCAGACCGAGAAGGAAGAGGCUUCCCCAACCGCCGUGCAUGAUAACGCGGCCGAACUUCCCCCCGCCGUCCCCGCCGACCGAGGACGGGGAGGAAUCCUCGCAGAGGAUGAGCCUCAGCGUAGAAAACCUCCACGUCUUGGGCGUCCGGGACUCGCAAGGGAUCGGCAACGAGGACGCCCGUUCGGACCGCGAUGGAGUCGUUCUCCCGUCGCAGGAUUCUUUCCAGGGACUCCGGCGGCAUUCGUUCCAGAAGGAGAAGGCCGAAUUCGAUCUGCGUCACAUG